GCAUGAAAGGAGGAGUAUUUAUGGUACACUAUUCUGAGGUACAAAUUAGUCAAAAAAAAAAAACAACUAUUCUAAGGUACAUUUUUUUGUUGUUGUUAACCAUUACAUAAGAGGUACCUUUGGCUACUUGAACUAUAUUCUAGUCUUUGCCUUGAGUUGAUACCGUAUCUUCUGUGAAUUUUCUAGGAAGAUGCUUUGGUUGUUUGCCGGCUUAGGAGGAACAGAGAGUUUUGUACUUGUACAAGUCAGAAGGCACCACCAGAGCCAAAUUUAGCAGCCGAUAAGCACAUGAUCUUGCAAAAUGGUGCCGCUAGUUCAGGGAGCCCGUUUCAUUGGGACAGACAUGGUUGAUUUUUACCUUGCAGGUGAAUCAGGGGACAACCAUCUCACUGAAACACCAGAAAAUCUACAGGUGGAAACUGGAGAGGAUUUCUAUGGAGAUAUCCUUAGGGACGAUAUCAUCAAUCUUGAUGAAGUGGUGAUGACAGGGAAGACACCAAACGAAGUGCCAACACUUGAAUCAGCAUCAAUGGCGAUAAGGAUACUUCCUUUACCAAACAUGAUAGACAGACAGAUGGCUUCAUUUUUAGAGGAAAGACCAUCACAGGAAAAGAAAGGGAAAGGGAUCAGUGGCACGGAACCACUGUCGAGCUGCUUCAUGGGUGUAUACUCGAUCAAAUGGGUCAACCGAGCAAGAUGGGACGUUAUUAUAGGUGUAGUUGGUCUCAUUGUAAUGCUGUUUUAUCAAGAGUAAUGCUAUGGAAGUAGUAAGAAGAACCAAUGGUGUUUUCUUGUUCGUUUUAUUGAACCAAACCGGUGUUAUAAAUCAAAA
Messenger RNA from Brassica napus (rape), 832 nucleotides. RefSeq names its product NAC domain-containing protein 89-like. The coding region runs from base 302 to 754 and encodes 150 amino acids. NCBI's taxonomy places the organism in Eukaryota, Viridiplantae, Streptophyta, Magnoliopsida, Brassicales, Brassicaceae. The record is from RefSeq and is a predicted model, not a curated record. The transcript is spliced from 2 exons.